Molecule: messenger RNA, 1044 nt
Organism: Ambispora gerdemannii
Lineage: Eukaryota; Fungi; Glomeromycota; Glomeromycetes; Archaeosporales; Ambisporaceae
Source: the annotation of a GenBank genome assembly
AUGAAGGUAGACUGUUCUAAUCCGCCAAAAGAAGUACUGCUUUGGCACACAUUUUUUGAGGAGGUGAAUCAGUUCGACUUCGAUCAACGGCCGGAAUUCCAAGAAUCACAAUUCAAAAGACCACAAUUUUUUGAUUUUGUCCGUUUGUUCAUUGAAGAGGAAGUUCGCUACACUUUCAUGACCAAUGUUUGUAUAGUAUUAAAUGGGCUUAUGAAGUCAGACUAUAAAUUUUCGAGACGGCCAACUUGUACCUCAGGCAUACCAGAUUUCAAUGGCCACUAUAUAAACAAGUUGAUCUUGACGAUUGAGAUGAAGAGGGAACUCGUUUUAAAAGGGAUUGGUGAGGCAACAUUUCCAGAAUUUUAUAACGAGAAUAACACAGCAAAGAUGGUAAUUCAACAGUCAGAACCUCCAACGGUACUCAAGGCUUAUGCAUAUAUAGCUUUGCGAGCAAGACCUGAUCACAUUUCUCCUCACCCUGAUGCAAUUUUGUCAGCUUCCAGCACCGUACCACAAGAGCAAAAUUUUAGCUUUGAGAUCUUCAAGUUUAAGAGUAUAUUAGGCGAAGGACGAAGUGGAAAGACACUCCUAUGUGAAUUCUGUGGAAAUACAAUUGUCUUGAAGAGCACUGAUCUAUCGAAAACCCCACCACAUAUCUUGGAAGAAAUGCAGAAAGAAGUCGAGAUCUAUAAAAUUCUUGCAGACAUUCAGGGAAAGUACAUUUCAAAAUUGAUGUGUUAUGGUUACUAUUCAAACAGAAUGAGCUUUGUUAUUGGUAUGACUCUUGUUGGUACUACGUUAAAUGAUCAUAAGAAGAUAACGGAAUGGCAAAAGAUUAAGACUCUUGAGGCACUAAAGGCAAUUUACGAGCACGGCAUUCUUCACAAUGAUAUUCGAGAAGAAAAUAUCUUAGUUAAUGACAACGGUGAUAUGUAUGUGAUUGAUUUUGGGAUGGCCAGUCGAGCAGACUUAAAAAAGAAGAGGAAGUUAUUUCACCAGGAGCAACUUGAAUUAUCUCAUUUGCUAAAUCUGUAUAUUGUGUAA